Messenger RNA from Loa loa (African eye worm), 850 nucleotides. RefSeq lists its product as hypothetical. The transcript is spliced from 4 exons. Gene Ontology annotation, cellular component: nucleus. The coding region runs from base 17 to 628 and encodes 203 amino acids. Gene Ontology annotation, biological process: protein import into nucleus. Lineage: Eukaryota; Metazoa; Nematoda; Chromadorea; Rhabditida; Onchocercidae. The record is from RefSeq and is a predicted model, not a curated record.
UUUAGGUUAUGAAAAAAUGUCGCGACAACAACAAUGUGUCUCAUCCCAUCAGCAUCUUUACAAAAAGAAAAGUGUAGACUGGAAAAUUAAAUUGCGAGAGAACUUUAUUCGACGAUUGCGAGAUGAACGACAAAAAGUUCUUAGCCGUACACGUAAUGAAUUUGGAUAUUGGCAGACUGAUUUGCCUGUUGAAAGCAUAAUACAGAAUGAUAUUAAUGCUUUAAGGUUAUCGGAGCAUAUCACAGAUAAUGAACUGAAUGAAGCUAUUCAAGAAUUUGAACGAUUUCGAGAUGAAAUUAUUCAACAGGAAAUAGAAAGUAUGAUUACUUAUGAGCAAGAACGAUUGGAAGAUUUGGCAAGUGGAUACAAUUCGGUUUUAUGUCCAAGAUGCCAGCUUGCCAAUCUGAAUUUUCCUGAUGAAUAUUCGCUGAAAUGUGAGCAUUGUAAACUACAGUUGCGCUUGACACAACCUUUACCAUCUCCCCUCGAAUUAAUGGCUCAUUUUACAAAGAUUUUCACCUCCCAUGCUGAUCGAGAGUGCUCGGAAACUCCUAAUUUAGUACUGCAAAAUAACAAUAAGUUAUUUCUUCAUUGUAGUCGGUGUGCAUUCGAUUUUGAAGUAUUUUAACUCCCGGUGUUUUUUCUGUCCAAAAGUCUCAUGUAGUUAUAUGAUUUUUGUAUCCAAAGGUUUUUUUGAAAACAGAAAAACUCAGUCGAAAUUUUUGGCUCUUUCUAUCCGAGCCUGUCCGUCUAUUUUCGCUUAUCAUUUUUUGCCUUUUGUUGUCCCAUUAAUUUUUGCCAUUGUUGUUGCUGCUGCUGCUGUAUUUCUUUGCACAAAUGCACUAAUUGA